AUGGGUUCGAAUGAACGUCAACGUUACCUAGUUGUGUUGUGUUACCGCCCCCUGUCGUUUGGCAGCACUGACCCCGACCGCCGAGGAGGAGACGGAAAGGAGGCUGGGAGACCUUCAGUCGGAGCAACUGGUGUAGAUACCUUGGCAGAAGACAAGCACUUCCUGGAUAAACAUCAAGAUGAGCUAAUACAGAGAGUAAACAACACUGCAGCCAUUCUGGAUGAGCUCCUCAGUGAAAAUGUCAUCCAGCAACACAAUUAUGAUAAAAUCAGGGCUCUGCCCACCUCUCAGGAGAUCAUGAGGGAGCUUUUUAAUCAGCCUUUGACAUCAAGUGGAGAUCAAGGAAAAGAGACCUUCUACAAAAUCCUGAAUAAACAUGAGUCUUAUCUAAUCGAUGACCUCAAGAGAAUGGAGUAUGAGAACCCCAUGAAAGUAGAAACAGUGAUGGCUAAGAAGAUGCUUUAUGAAACAUUGAAUGAUUUGAGGACGGGAGAGCUUGACUAUUUCAAGUCACUCAUUGAAUUGGAGAAAGAUUACCCACCCAUCUCAAGGAGUCAACUGAAAGUGGCAAACACACAGGACACAGUUGAGCUGAUGGUGGAGACGUACAGGGAAGAGUGUGUGGAGUUGACCAGAAAGGUUUUAAAGAAGAUGAACAGGGCCGAUCUGGUGCAGAGACUAUCAGACACCAGCUCAGGGAGCAAAGAGAAACCGCGGCCUUCACUGAUCCAGAGAGUGGAAACAAUGACAUCUGUCAUAGAGCUGCUUUUGGAAACACUGGCUGAUUUGAGAGAUGUGGAGCUCAGGGAGCUCAGGGUGUUCCAAAAGUUCCUGCAUCAAAUUCACUCCUCAAAUAUACAAUGGAGGCUGCUGAUGACGGCAGACAUGCAGGACACAGUGUUUUUUAUGGUGCUCAUUGACGGCCAGCAGUCUGUGGAAACAACCAAGAAGGUUUUAGAGAAGAUGGAGAGGACUGAUCUGGUGCAGACGUUGUCAGACAGCAGCUCAGGAUCCAAAAAAAAACACUCUGUGGAUGAACGCCUGUCUGCACUGAUCCACAAAGUGGCAACAAUGAGGGCUGUUAAAGAGCUGCUUUUGGAAACACUCAGUGAUUUGAGUAACGACAAGUUCGAGAAAUUCAAGGUGUUGCUGCAGUUCACGUUUUUCCAGAGGAGCCUUGAACUCAUCUCAUGGAAAGAGCUGAGCCUUCCAGACACCUCAUGGAGUGUACUGAGCCCCUUAUGGAGUAAACGGAGCCUGCCACUGUCCUUAUCGGAUGAAGUGAGACUUCAAAACACUUCAUGGAGUGAACGGAGCCUUCCACACACCUCAUGGAGUAAACGGAGCCUGCCACUGUCCUUAUCGGAUGAAGUGAGACUUCAAAACACUUCAUGGAGUGAACGGAGCCUUCCACACACCUCAUGGAGUGAACAGAGCCCUCCACACACCUCAUGGAGUGAAUGGAGACCUCCACUGUCCUCAUCGGUUGAAGUGAGCUCUCUACGCAAACCAGGGAGGGAACCGAGCUUUCUAUUUGUGUCACAGAGGAGACAAAUUAACAUGAAAGACCGACUGGUAGAUAUGAUGUUGAAGAAGUGCGGUCAACAGUCUGUGGAGGUGACCAUGGAGGUUCUGACGGACAUGAACAGAACUGAUCUGAUGCAGAGGCUGUCAGAGAGCAGCUCAGGACACAAAGCUGCAGGAUCAUCAGCUGAAGCGUUUGGUGUGAGUACCACGCAGGAAGAGAAACACUGCGUGGAUGAACAUUGGCCUGCAUUGAUCCAGAAGGUGGAAACAAUGACGUCUGUCAUAGAGCUGCUUUUGGAAACACUGGUUGGUUUAAGUGAUGGGGAGCUGGAGAUCCUCAGGAGUGUCCUCCAGACUCAGACUAACCUCCAUAGAUGCUUCUCAGACAGCACAUUAAUACCGCUGAAGAUAGAAGACACACAGGUCACAGUGUUUUUAAUGGUGCUGACCUACGGCCAACAGUCUGUGGAGAAGACCGAGGAGAUAUUAAAAGAGAUGACGAGGACUGAUCUGGUGCAGAGGUUGUCACACAGCAGCUCACAAUCCAAGAAGAAACACUUAGAUGAACACCGAUCUGCACUGAUCCAGAAAGUGGCCACAAUGGCAGUGGUUAAACAGCUGCUUUUGGAAACUCUGAAUAGUUUGAGUGACAAGGAGCUCGAGGAAUUCAAUAAGUUCCUGAUGUGGAUCAUCCGCCAGAAGACACUCAAAGCCAUAUCACCGAUCAGCCUCAGAAAAGACAGAGCAGAAACAGUGGAUCUGAUGUUGCAGACCUACAGCCAGCAGUCUGUGUCGUUAACCAGGGAGGCUGUGAAGAAAAUGAACAGGACUGAUCUGAUGCAGAGGUUGUCAAAGCCCAGCUCAGAACUUAAAGAGAAACACUCAGUGGAUGAACAUCAAACUGCAGUGUUGGAGAAAGCAGCUGUGAAACAGAUUCUUUUGGAAACACUGAAGGAUUUGAGUUCAGAGGAGCUGGAGAAAAUCAAGCGGUUGCUGCAGUUCACGGAGUUCCAGAAAGGCCUUCCACGCACCUCAUGGGAACAGUUGUACAGGGCAGACAGUACAAAAGCAGUAGUGGAUCUGAUGGUCCAAACCUGUGGCCAGCAGUCUGUGGAGGUGACCAAGGAGGUUUUCAUGGACAUGAACAGGACUGAUCUAGUAAAGAAGUUGUCAGUCAUCAGCUCAAGUAUGAAAGAGAAACAUCCAUCUGAACGGCUCCAGAAGGUGGUGACCAUGACAUCACUUAUGGAUAAGCUUUUUGAAACACUCAAAGAUUUAAGUUACAUAGAGCUCAAGCAAUUCAAGCAUGUCCUGCAGCUCACUACAGUGAAGAAAGACCUCCCAAAAUUCCCAAGAAUGAGAAUGGUGACAGCAAGCAGAGAUGAAAUAGUGGAGCUGAUGGUGGAGAUCUACGGCGAGCAGUCUGUGGAAGUGACCAGGAGGGUUUUAAUGGAGAUGGACAGGACUGAUCUGGUAGAGAGGUUGUCAGAAGUCAGCUCAGGGCCUUCAGGAAGCUCGGAGCUUGAGGGUUGUGGAAGCGUUGCGCAGGACUCCAGUGACUGGACUAAACUUGACCCUGAAGUGAACUGUACUGAUGCUGACGAGGCUCCAACUUAUAGCCUACAGUCUGAAGCAGGAAACUUUGAAUGCAGUGUCUCUGGUGUGCGUUGGGUCUGUAAGGAAAAGGUCAGCUUUAAGUACCAGUUUUGCUCUUUGAGUGGACACAUGGAGAAGAUUGAAAGCAUGCAGUACAUGCCUGCAGGUCCCCUGAUGGACAUCACAGCCAUUGCUGGAAAGUUGGAUGUAGUGUACCUGCCACACUGGAUCGCCAUAGAUGACAAUCCUACAAUAUUAGACAAGUUUGCAGUCCUACACAUAGAUGACUGUGGAGAUGUUGUGGAAAGAGUGUCUGAGGUCACAUCGUCACAUGUCAAGCUGUCUGAACCAGUUUUCUCUCUGAAAUUGAUCCUGGUGAAAUAUCUUGGCCUUUCGGUGGAAAUACACUGUAAGGUGUUAAUAUACAAGGCCGACACACCAUCCCUCAAACUCCACGUUUAUCUGAUCCCACCUGAUCGUGCUCUGAUACAGGAAUUGGAGAGAACCUUGUCACGUGAUGGAUACAAAAGAAUCCAUGAGCCACAUCCAGUGAAGCCCCUGAAAAUGCAUGAGUGGUUCACCCUAACAGCAGAUUUGGACGGCACAAAAAUUCGCCCUGAAGCAAUAAUGCUCACAUAUGAAAGCACAGAACCGAAUUUCUUCCAAGUGUUGUGUACUAAAAAUCCAGACACAAACUUUGCGCUUGAGCUCAAACAAAAAAAUGAGCUUCAACCAGUGUGGACCUGUGAGAUUCAAAAAGGUGCCGAAUCAUCAGCAGGACCAUGUGACAGUGCAACAGCAAGUGCUGAACAAUCCUCCGAGCCUGGUCCAAGUUACAAUAAACACCAGAGAGCAACAAUCACAGCGGAGGUAAAGAAGCUUCUGAAUACAUUGUAUGAGCUGAGAAAUGAAGAGUUCAAAGCUUUCAAGUGGCACCUGCAAUGCAUCACAGAGUGCCAACGGGAGAACAGCGACAGGAUCGACGUGGCUACAUUGAUGCUGCAGUCCUAUACCCAAGAAGAGUCUGUGAAGGUGGCCAAAGACAUUUUCAAGGAAAUUCAGAGGAAUGAUCUGGUGCAGCGGUUGUCAGACACCAGUUCAGGAUCAGAAUCUGCAGGAUCAUCAGCUUUAGCAUCUGGUGUGGAUACCACGGAGGGAGGCUCUGGUUCAGCAGCAGAAGCUGAAGAAGGGUCUAGAGGUUGCCAUCAGGAACAAGAUUGAGCAGGAAGUGACGCAGAAGGCAAGCUCAUCCCUUCACAAGCCACUGAGUGUGGUUAAAGGGGCUGAUGGUAAAGGCAGCCCAGGAGCAGCCCGUCCAGGAACCAGCUCCAAUUAGGACAUGAUGCACAGACCUGAGGCUGAGCGUGCUAAACUCAAGGACUUGAACGACAUUGAUCCUGUGACUCAGAUUUAAGAUUAUUUUUUGGGCUUUUGCCUUUAAUGUACAGGACAGAGUGAAAUGGGGUGAGAGAGAGAGAGAGAGCGGGGGGUGACAUGCAGCAAAGGGUUGCAAGCCGGAGUCGAACCUGCGACCGCUGCAGCGAGGCGUUGCCUCUGUACAUGGGGCGCCGGCGCCGGCGCUACCGACGCCGCUUUUGAUUCCUGAAUGUUUCAGCCGACUUCAGACAUGUAGAAGUAGUGAGAAACCCCUUAUGCACUGCACAGUUUACAAAUGAAUGUAUAAAAUAAGAGACAUGCUAGAUGUGAUGUGUGUCACAGGGUCAUGGGAAUUAUAUACACCUCCACUAGGGGGCACCACAUGACUUUAUUGACUCUCAUGGAGUUUCAGAUUUGUUUGCUUGUUUAAAAAUCCUGAUUGAAAACAGAACAUAAGAAACCAUGAUUUUAUGAGCUUUGGAUUGUACCACCCUAAAACAGGUUUGUAUCAUUCCUAUUGUAUGAUUGUACAGAAAACAACAAAUAAUCAGAGUAAAAAAAUGUGAGUCUUAAACCUGUCACUGUCAAAGACCCUUUAAGAUAGAUGGGUUCAUGACACUUUGCAAGUGUAAA
Epinephelus lanceolatus (giant grouper) is the source of this 5133-nucleotide messenger RNA. Lineage: Eukaryota; Metazoa; Chordata; Actinopteri; Perciformes; Serranidae. The record is from RefSeq and is a predicted model, not a curated record.